GACAGGCGACAGCUGACAUUAAUGGCACAACCCGACCUGUCAAGUGAAAAGUUUUAUUGGAUAAUUUUUAACUUAAUUAAAAUGGGACGGCUGUUCUAAUUACGGCGAUAAUUAUAAAAUGGACCGAACCGUUUUUUCCACCAGUUACAUCCCAGUCAUUUAAAAUUUGCUAUUUGAAAUUAGUUUGAAUUUGGGGCACAGUGAAAAGAAGUGGAAGGACUAGAUGCCGCGCUGGCGGCAGUACUUCAAGGGGCGGUGCGAUGCUCAACUUGGAGCAGGAAGUGGGAGUUUGGGAUUCUGUACUUCUUGAGCCCUUGUCGGAAGAUACCUUCAUUGCUAAUUUACAACAACGGUUCAAGAGAGACCAUAUCUACACAUACAUUGGGAACGUGCUUGUCUCCGUUAACCCCUACAAAAAACUAGCUUUAUAUUCGACUGAUCUUGUAGAAACGUACGUCAAAAGGGGCCCAUUCCAGCUUCCCCCUCACAUAUAUGCGAUUGCUGGGUCCGCUUACAGGUGGCUAAAUGACCGAAAUGAGGACCAGUGCAUUGUUGUCACAGGCGAAAGUGGCUCAGGAAAAACGGAAGCUGCAAGAAUUGUUUUACAGUUUUUAGUUUUAGUUUCGGGCGAUAUUGUUGGAGUUAAACUUAUGAAAGACCGCCUAGUUCAAGCUAACACUUUACUGGAAGCUUUCGGAAAUGCUAGAACGAUGAAAAAUGAUAACGCGUCCAGAUUUGGUAAAUUUUUGGACAUUGAGUUUGACUACAAGGGGGACCCGGUCGGGGGCCACUUGACCCACUAUUUUUUGGAUAAGGCCAGAGUUACGAGUUUAUCGCCAGGUGAUCGCAAUUUUCAUAUUUUUUAUCAAUUACUUGCUGGUGCUGAUAUUCAUCUUUUAAAAUGCCUAAAACUUCAACGCAAUGUCGAGCAUUACAACAUCUUGCAAACUGUAAAUAACCAACCGACCUUAACCGACGACGAAGAUAAAAAGUUGUUCGUUUACACGAAAAGUGCACUGGAGGUGUUGGGUUUUAGCGUUGAAGACAUUAUCGAUAUAUUCCAAGUUAUUGCAAUUGUGUUAAAAUUAGGCAAUUUGCAAUUUGUGCCUUGUAAUAACAUAGAUGGUACCGAAGGUUGCGCAAUCAGUAACGAAUACGAAUUGUUCGAAAUUUGCGAAUUGUUGGGCGCUGAGCACCGAUGGCUUCAGAGAGCCUUAACGAGUCGGCAAAUUGAAGACGGAAUUUUAGCUGACCUCAACGCGUACGAAGCGUCAAAAAUCAGGGAUAUUUUAUGCAAAACUUUGUACAGCCGGCUUUUUACAUGGCUGAUUAACAAAAUAAACGAAAUAAUUAAGGGCCAAAGGCUGGGCAAACGUAAGGUUUUGGGCGUGUUGGACUUGUACGGGUUUGAAGUGUUUGAGAAAAACUCAUUCGAGCAGCUUAUCAUCAACUACUGCAACGAGAAGUUGCAUCAGUUCAUUACGAAUGUUACGCUGAAGGAGGAGCAAGAAGAGAUAAUCAGGGAGGGGCUCGAGUGGGCAAAAAUAGAAUAUUUUAACAACAUAGUUAUUUGUCAAUUGUUGGAGCAUGAAAGUCACGGCAUUUUGUCACUGUUGGAGGAAUCGCACGUUCAGAGCGACUCUUGCUAUUUGAAUAGAGUCGAACAGUGUUGUGCUGGGCAUUCGUAUUGUCUAGCAGCCGAUGCCACACUGCCACAAUAUAGUUUUCAAAUUCGUCAUUAUGCGGGUACUGUCACUUACAACGUGCACGAAUUUCUGGAAAAAAAUCGAGAUUCGUUGCCUAAAGAAAUAUCUCGAGCUAUGUUUCGUUUCGAUCACCCUCUAAUGAAAUCGCUUUUUCCCGAAGGAAACCCCAAACGUUGCACUUUCAAACGACCAGUCUCUAAGUCAGUCCAAUUGCGGGUGUCUUUAAACUCGCUUUUGAAAAGUUUAAACUCGCGUCAGAUUCACUACAUCCGGUGCUUGAAACCGAACGAAAUGAAACAACCCCGCAUUUUAGAAAUGGCCCUCAUCCAACACCAGGUGCGUUAUCUGGGGUUGGUCCCAACGGUGCAAAUCUGGCGCUCGGGCUAUUGCUAUCGCUUGGCCUAUCCGCAGUUUCUUUGCCGGUAUAAGAUGAUUUGUGGGAACACCUGGCCCAGAUGGCGCGGGUCUCCCAUAGAAGGUGUUUCAGUGCUUUUACGAUCACUGCCAAUUCCAAGUGCGGAAUUUACCUUCGGUCGAAAUAAAUUGUUCGUGAGGAGUCCACGAACUGUUUUUGAAUUGGAGGAUUUUAGAAGGGUGAGGUUGCACGAUUUGGCGCUUUUGAUACAGAAAUCCUGGAGAGGGUUCAGUCAGAAGAGGAAGUACCAGAAGUUGAGGAGGUGUCAGAUGGUCAUUGCUUCGGCCUGGAGGAGUUGGCGGGAAAUGAAAUGCGGAAUUCCUUUUUCAGCACGUAAACACCUUUGGUCAUUAUCACGGGUGGCACAGGAAGAGUACAGGACGUUAAAACACCGCAAACAAGUCGAAUGGGCCGCUAGAGUAAUUCAAAGACAUUAUAUUCAAUGGAAGCGAAGACGAUUUCUUCAAACAUUUUGUAAACUAUUGCCGCCCGAUGCCGACUCUCCUAUUUGUAGAGAAUGGCCAUCUUGUUCUUCCAGAUUAGCUGAAUGUAAUAAUCUAUUGAAAAAAAUCCACCAUCGUUGGCGCUGUGGUAAAUACCGCCUUAAGUUCGACCAAACUGCGCGAAAUCGCAUGAGGGAAAAAGUAACCGCCAGUUUUAUUUUCAAAGACAGGAAGUGUUCAUAUCCUAGAAGCGUUUCGCAUCCAUUUCUUGGGGAUUACGUUCGGCUAAGGCAAAACAUUCAAUGGAAAAAAAUCUGUUUAGAGAGCAACGACCAAUAUGUAGUUUUCGCUGACAUUAUUAAUAAAAUAGCGCGUUCUAGUGGCAAGUUCGUGCCAAUCCUCCUGGUUGUUUCCACACGAUCGAUGUUGAUUUUGGAUCAACGGACGUUGCAGAUAAAAUAUCGCGUGCCUGCGACUGAAAUUUACAGGAUGUCUCUGUCGCCGUUCCUCGACGACGUGGCCGUGGUCCACGUGCGUGCGUCGUCGAUAGCCAACGCAGACAGCGCUAGUUCGAAUUCGGACGCAACUGGUUGCUUAUUUCAGAGCGAUUUGAGUAAGAAAAAGGGCGAUUUCGUGUUCCAAACGGGGCACGUGAUCGAAGUCGUAACGAAAUUGUUCCUGGUCGUGCAAAACGCCACAGGGAAGCCGCCCGAAGUCAACAUAACGACAGAGUUUGAGGCGAAUUUCGGGUCGCAAACGGUGACUUUCACCUUCAAAUGCAUGGGCUUGCCUGAAGUGCAACCCGGGCAGAUCCGCGUGCUUCGCAAAGGCAACAAAAUGGAAGUUCAUGUGUGACAUUUUGCCAAACAUAUCCUCGAGACCAGCGUAUUGAUCACUGCCAUUAGAUUUGCACAAUAGAUUGGGAGAAAUGUUCCGUUGACCAAAAAUUGAUCCUAGCUUAGCGUGAGAGUUUUAAAUUUGUGUUAUGGCUGAAAUUUUAAAGUACCUUUACAUUGAACAAUCACGGACGAACUAGCUUACGUAUUCAUAAACCCCAUUAAGAUGCAAGGUAUAAGGAUAGUUCGACAAUUCUUGUUAAUAAAUUACGUCUCGUAUACAAGUUAAAGUAAUUUUUUAAAGUUAACGCCGAUUGGUGGAUCGGCCUUUAGUCUAAUUGACUUUAGACGUUAGUUUCUCAUGGUUUAAUUAUUUGUAACGUACAUUCCCAGUUGGUUUCUUACAAGACGAUGUAAAAAUGUUGAUAGUGUACAUUAUCUACAUUUUUCUCUAAGUUCUAUAAAUUGUAAAUCCAAUAGCAAUAUGUUAAUAAACAAGUUAUAUUUUUA
Molecule: messenger RNA, 3910 nt
Organism: Tribolium castaneum (red flour beetle)
Lineage: Eukaryota; Metazoa; Arthropoda; Insecta; Coleoptera; Tenebrionidae
Gene: Myo95E
Product: myosin 1C
Exons: 18
Coding region: 261-3419 (1052 amino acids)
Biological process (GO): actin filament organization; vesicle transport along actin filament
Cellular component (GO): cytoplasm; actin cytoskeleton; plasma membrane
Molecular function (GO): ATP binding; actin filament binding; microfilament motor activity
Source: RefSeq, a predicted model, not a curated record